Molecule: messenger RNA, 656 nt
Organism: Zalophus californianus (California sea lion)
Lineage: Eukaryota; Metazoa; Chordata; Mammalia; Carnivora; Otariidae
Gene: HMGN5
Product: high mobility group nucleosome binding domain 5
Exons: 7
Coding region: 144-656 (170 amino acids)
Biological process (GO): chromatin organization
Cellular component (GO): nucleus; chromatin
Molecular function (GO): nucleosomal DNA binding
Source: RefSeq, a predicted model, not a curated record
UUUUUUUUUUUUUUUGAGCCGAGUACAGGUCGUGCUGCAAUUAGUUCAUUGAAAACUCAGUUGCUCUCUGAGCGCUUGGACAGAGACUGCUUUCGGCUUUUUUUUCUGCUGAUUGUUAAGAUCUCCUAUAGAGAGCUGCAACAAUGCCCAAAAGAAAGGCUGCCAGUCAAGGUGAUAUGAGGCAGGAGCCAAAGAGAAGAUCAGCCAGACUGUCUGCUAUGCCUGUGCCCAUUACACCAGAGUUGAAGCCCAAAAGAACAUCAACUCCAAAGAAACUGAAGACAACAAAUGAUAUGAUGGAAAAAAAUACAGAUGCAGGUGUCAAAGCAAUAGCUGAAAACAAGCAAGAAGUUAUUAAAGGAGAAUGUAAUGAUGAAAAUACUGAAAAUGGAGAAGCCAAAAUUAUGGAGGCACCAGCUCCUGAAAAAGAACUUGAGGAAAUGAAAGAAGAAAAAAAUGAAGAUGUUGAAGAAGAGGGAAUAGAAAAGAAGGAAGUAGUGACAGCAGCAGGAGAAGACGAAAAAGAUCAGGAAGGAGAUGGAGAAGACCAAAACAAAAAAGAGGAGAAGAGAGAAGAUGGGAAAGAGAACAAAGAUGGAAAAGGAAAAGGAGAUAGAAAAGAAGAUGAAGAUGAACAUCUUCAUACUGAUUAUUAG